GAAGUGGGCGGGUUUUGGCGCUGCCUUCUGAUUGGCUCUCAGCAGCGACCGGGCUGUUUUCUGACAGGCCAGAGCUAAGGGGGCGGGCCUUAGUGCUGCCCUCUGAUUGGAUAACAAGCAGCACUACGGAAGUUUUUACUGCGACAGCUGAGUGACUAUAAAUGGGCAGCAGCUCGGAGGCGAACUUAUUUCAACUCUGAAGCGAUCAAGCCUGAAAUGUGGCAUAAUUAAGCGAUGGCGGGAUUUCGGUCAUUUAGAGAAGACCCCAUUGCCAACACAUCAGACGUUUCUACUCGGGCGUUUUAUGCGAUUCUUCUGAACUUUACCACACCGCGCCGUCAAAAUACAAGCAAAAUUGGUUUAAAAGCCACGUGAUCAAUUGCGUGCUGAGUAUAAGUACGCGGGCAGGAUUCUCAUGUUUAAUAAAACUGCAGUCCGACCUGGCGGAGAUGUCCACCACCUCACAGAAACACAGAGACUUCGUGGCGGAGCCCAUGGGGGAUAAACCCGUCACGGCUCUGUCUGGAAUCGGAGAGGCUCUGGGCAAGAAGCUGGAAGAGCAGGGGUUUGAUAAAGCGUUUGUGGUCCUGGGGCAGUUCCUGCUGCUGAGGAAAGACCGCGAGCUCUUCGCCGAAUGGUUGAAGGACGCGAGCGGCGCGAACGCGCGGCAGGCGGGCGCGUGCUCGCAGUGCUUGCAGGAAUGGUGUGACGCCUUUCUCUGACGCUGGGCCCCGUCUGUCCUGCUCCGUCCUGCAACACUACUGCUGGUGUGUUUGUUGUUUGGGCCCAUGUUUUAAUUCGAGGUUCCUGUUUAAAAGCACGCCAUUUAAACUUGGACCUGGGGUUUGCAAUGUGGCGUUUGCACGCCUAACACUUCCAUUAUGAAUAAUAAAACAUUAAUAUUCUUCUAAAACCUUUUAUACAAAGGAGAAAAUGGAUUUUAAAUAGUCUUCAAAUGGUUUCAGGAACCAGUACGUACUUUAUUAUAUGUUGCGUAAAAUGUGACCGUUCGGUGCUUAAACUAACCAGGUUGGGAACUAGACCUAUGAAUGGAUGUUGAGGAGCAGGAUCUGAGAUGUGCAUUGUGUAGCUGGUAGCUGUGAGCCCAGUCCUAGAGCUACUCCACACCACUUGUUUGUUUUCACUCUAACACCUCUAACUUUGCUCACAAAGGGCUUUGUGUAAAGUCAGGUCUGGUGACCCGUGGGUAUGAGUGCAAGAAGACCUGUUCCCCUGGCUGGAGGUGGCUGUGUCUACAAUAGAUUUAGUGUAAAAGCCUGGAAACCUCCAGGCAACUAGGUUUCAGAAUGAGAAUCAUUGGAGAAAUUAACAAGUUCUCCUUCAAGGGUUAUGUCAAAUGGGGGUGGGGUUGCUUAAAAGAAAAAGUCAUUACAAGGUACUAAUCUUUUCAGUUUUAUGAUUAAAAAGAGACACCGGUAGAGUACGAUAUGCUUCAAGUUACAAACAUCACAUUCCAUCCUGCAGCUUACCAAAAACCGAACAUUCAGAGGGGUGUGUGUGUGUGUGUGUGUGUGUGUGUGUGUGUGUGUGUGUGUGUGUGUGU
Messenger RNA from Electrophorus electricus (electric eel), 1564 nucleotides. The record is from RefSeq and is a predicted model, not a curated record. NCBI's taxonomy places the organism in Eukaryota, Metazoa, Chordata, Actinopteri, Gymnotiformes, Gymnotidae.